This is a messenger RNA of Aureobasidium namibiae CBS 147.97, 1665 nucleotides long. RefSeq lists its product as uncharacterized. The transcript has 6 exons. The record is from RefSeq and is a predicted model, not a curated record. The coding region runs from base 1 to 1665 and encodes 554 amino acids. Lineage: Eukaryota; Fungi; Ascomycota; Dothideomycetes; Dothideales; Saccotheciaceae.
AUGCCUCCCGGUCGUCCUAAGAAAGACACCAUCGUCGUAGGAGUGGACUUUGGUACCACUCACUCGGGUGUGUCGUACACCUACCGUGGCAAGCCAGACUCUUCUAGUGAGAUUCCAGUUGAAGGCACAGGCUGUGACAAAGUGCCUACACAGUUGCAGUAUGAGGUCUCCUCAGAAGCCACGCCUCUGCCCAGUCGCAAACGCCGCGCCGCUGGCAGUUACGCUGACUUGAACAAAGCCGAUGUCCAUGUCGUCAAGUGGGGCUUCCCUGCUAUGAAAGAGAAGGAAUCCAUCCAGAUGCUCAAACUUCUUCUGGAUCCGCAGCAGGAGCUUCCUCCCUACGUCUCUCGUACCAAACUUGAAGCUCAACUCAAGCAAAUUGGAAGAAGUGCUGUGGAAGCCACUGCAGACUUCUUGGAGAAGUUGAAGGCACAGGCCCUUGAAGCCCUUGACAAACCUGUCUGGUCUGAUGCGGCUAAGGAUGCAACUCUGAAGGCCACUGAGAUGGCAAAACUUCGCAACUUGCAGAUGAUCACAGAGCCCGAGGCUGCCGGACUCUACGCCCUCAAGCAGAUGGAGGGUGUCACACUUGCUGAAGGCGAUACCUACAUCGUCUGCGACGCAGGCGGAGGUACUGUUGAUCUUAUCUCCUACGAAGUCAAAUCAUUGAAGCCCCUUCGUUUUGAGGAGUGUGCUGCAGGCACUGGUGGUAUAUGUGGAAGCGGUAUCCUCAACAUGAGAUUCGAGGACCAUGUCAAGGCUCGCAUGGGUCUCACUGCUUUCGAGGAAUACUGUGAGCAGAAUCCCAAGGACUGGAACAGAUGUAACACUGACGACAUGGAUGAUGCAAGUAUUCCUCUGGCCGGCGCAAAGGAAGACCCUCGUGCUGGUAUCGAAAAGAACUACAUCAUCCUCGACGCCGAGAAUCUCCACGACAUCUUCCGUCCCGUCAUGGAGUCUAUCGUCAAGCUUUGCGACGAACAGUACAUCGCCUUGCGCAAGGCAAAGAAGAAGGCCAAGGGUCUCAUCCUAGUCGGCGGUUUUGGCGAAAGCAAUCAUCUCCACAACGUUCUCAAACUGCACUUCGCCGGCACUAAAGACUUCGAUAUUCUUCAGCCCCCUAACGCCUGGUCUGCCGCUGCUCGCGGUGCAGUCAUUCACUGCAUCGAAGGUGAUAGUCUUGUCGAAGCCGGCGUAGCCAGACACCACUACGGCGUCAUCAACCGCCUUCCAUUCGAGCCAGGAAAGCACAGCCGCAAAAACUGUGUCUUUGACCCCGACGAUGAAAAGUGGUAUGCCGAGAAUCAGAUCGAAUGGUUUGUCAAGAAGAAUGAGAGCAUCUCUGCGAGAACUCCAAUGGUGUUGCCUUUCCACUUUCCCGCUUACGACAAGCUGACAUCCGAGACCAUCACUCUGGUCGUCAGCGACGAAGAAGAAGCUCCUCUGGAGUUCGUGUUUACAGGACGCACCCGCACCCUUGGCACCAUCGAAGUCAAUCUCGAAAAAGUCGCUGCUAACCGUUGGAAGAAGCAGAAGACUUUCUCCGGCAAGAAUUUCGUGAGUCUGAAUUACCAAGUCGGUAUGGUCUUUGGCUCUGGAGGUCUCAUGUUUGACAUGAGAGUCGGCUCAAAGAUUUGCGGCUCUUUGAGAGCCAAAUACGAAUGA